AUGGCUUCAGCAGACUUGAAGGACGUCGAAAUCAACAAGGUUGACGCCGCCGAAAUCGCCGCUGCCCCGAUCGAAGAGAUCAACAAUGAAGCUCGGAAAGCAUUCGAGGCAGAGCAUGCCCUCAAGUUUGCCGACGCCGUCAAGUUGUAUCCCACAGCGAUAGGAUGGGCUAUAUUCUUCUCUCUCGGUGUCGUCAUGGCGGCUUUUGACCCUCAAUUGCUGGGUAAUCUAUGGCUAUAUCAUUUCCGCGCUUGGCAGACGGGACUGUCAAUGGGCAGCCCUAUCGGCCAGGUCGUGGGCGCGUUCUUCGCAGCCUAUCCCAUGGAAUGGUUCGGCAGGAAGAAGACCUUCGGUGCCUGCGUCAUUUUCUCAACUGGAAUUGUCUUCAUUCAAUUCUUCGCUCGCUCGCUUCCGGUCCUGCUGGCGGGUGAGUUGCUCGGCGGACUUGUCUUGGGCACCUAUGUCAUCAUCGCGCCAACCUAUGCUUCUGAAGUCUGUCCAACGACUCUUCGAGGUGUGUUGACUAGCUGCAUCAACAUCGCGUUCGUCACCGGGCAGCUCAUCGCCAAUGGUGUCAUCGCUGGUACAUCCAAGCUCGACAGCCACUGGGCCUAUUCUGGCCCCUUUGCCGCUCAAUGGGUCUGGCCGGCGGUGAUUCUCAUUGGGCUGCCCUUCGCGCCUGAAAGUCCGUGGUGGCUUCAACGUCAAGGACGAUUCACCGAAGCGGAGAAGUCUUUGAAACGACUUGCAUCAAAGAAUGUCGAUGUGAAGCCAGCUCUGGCCAUGAUCAUCGAGACCGACAGGCUGGAGCGUGAGAUGGAGGCCGGCUCAACGUACGCCGACUGCUUCAAGAAGAUCAACAUUAGGCGCACUGAGAUUUCUGUGGGAGUGUAUGUGAUUCAGGUCCUUUGCGGUAUUUACCUGGUGGGCUACGCCACCUACUUCUUCACCUUGGCUGGCUUGCCCACGGAGGAUUCCUUCAACAUGGGGGUCGGCUUCCUUGCCUGUGGCUUCGUCGGUACGCUGCUAUCGUGGGUCCUGCUCAUCCAUGUCGGCCGGCGCAGAAUCUAUAUCGGCGGUCUUGCGAUGCUGGCCACUCUGCAAUUCAUCAUUGGCAUCAUUGACUGCGCGCCGAAUUACGAAGACCAUCCUGGUCUUUCAUGGGCUCAAGCAGUGCUGAUGCUGAUUUGGAACUUCAUCUAUGGCUGGUCCGUCGGUCCAAUCUGCUUCGUCAUUAUUUGCGAGGCCUCUGCGACAAGAGUGAGGAGCAAGACCAUCGGCGUGGCUACAGCGGCUCAGGCAACAAUGGGAAUCGUUAUGACUGUCGCCAUCCCUUACAUGAUCAACCCAGAUCAAGCUAAUCUACGCGGCAAGCUCGGGUUCUUCUUCGGCGGGCUCGCCACGAUUUCGUGGGUUUGGGCGUACUUCCGGGUGCCUGAAUUUAAGGGGAGAACGUAUGAAGAGCUGGAUCAUAUGUUCGAGAAGAACGUACCAACUCGCCAGUUCAAGUCGUAUACUUUUGAGCGUUGA
This is a messenger RNA of Cyphellophora attinorum, 1530 nucleotides long. Its product is annotated as Maltose permease MAL31. The transcript has 6 exons. Gene Ontology annotation, cellular component: membrane. The record is from RefSeq and is a predicted model, not a curated record. Gene Ontology annotation, molecular function: carbohydrate:proton symporter activity. Bases 1 to 1530 code for a protein of 509 amino acids. NCBI's taxonomy places the organism in Eukaryota, Fungi, Ascomycota, Eurotiomycetes, Chaetothyriales, Cyphellophoraceae. Gene Ontology annotation, biological process: transmembrane transport; carbohydrate transport.